Molecule: messenger RNA, 2213 nt
Organism: Saccostrea echinata
Lineage: Eukaryota; Metazoa; Mollusca; Bivalvia; Ostreida; Ostreidae
Product: src kinase-associated phosphoprotein 2-like
Exons: 7
Coding region: 80-1393 (437 amino acids)
Cellular component (GO): plasma membrane; cytoplasm
Molecular function (GO): protein binding
Source: RefSeq, a predicted model, not a curated record
AAAAAUGUAAACAAGGAAGUAGAGAAAGUCAGUUUCUUCCUGGUUACUGGUAUGAAUUUUAGCACUUUCCUUUAGCAAAAUGACAGCCAUUUACGAAACAUUUAAGGAAUUUAUAAAUGAUGUGGAAAAGUUUCUGGUAGAAACUAUAAAGAAAGAAGCCUUAUCAAAGUCCUCCAAGGACCACAAACAGACAAUCCUUGACAAGAUUGGGAGACUGCGGGAGGAAUUCACCCAGUUAGCCCCGGAGAAACCAACUGAAGACACAAAAGCAGGUGACCUAAGUUUUACUGAUGAAUCAACAAGGACAGGAGGUAGUUCAAAUGCUGAUGAUGAUGACCAGUAUGGAGAUGCCAAUAUCCCAGCUAUUCCUGCUCAGGAGCUAACAGACACAUUCAAAUGUGGAUUCCUGGAGAAAAAACAAAAGAAAGGAAAACUGUUAUUUAGUGGUCCAAAACUACAGAAGCGAUGGUGUGCCAUCAAGAACAACAUUUUCUAUUAUUAUGAAUCUGCCAAGGAACGUAAACAGCACGGAGCAUUUUACUUGAAUGGAUAUACUGUGGAGGAUGCUCCUGAUGUCGUGGAUAAAAAGGACACUGCUCGACGGGAGCUGGGAUUUCAACUAGUCUGUCCUGCAAAAAGAACGUACCAGUUUGUUGCUCAGUCUAAGGAAGACUAUGAAGACUGGAAGGUUGCCAUAAUGAAAGGAGCUCUCAGUGCUUCCUCCAAGGAUAACAUACUAAAUGAUGAUGAACCAGGAGAGGUUUAUGAAGAUGUGGACAAUGCAGACAAUGCAGCUCCAGAGGAACUGUAUGAUGACACACUUGAAGAGCCAGAACCUCCCCCCAAACCUGUCAACAAAGGCCCCCCCUCCAUUCCCCGCCCACCUCCCCCAGACGAGCCCACCUGUGACGAGAUUUAUGAUGAUACUGUCAACCCAGAUGAUGUUCAAGAGGAAUAUGAUGAUUGUAUGACAGGUCAACAGCCACCACCCCCCACACCACCACCCCCCACUCCUUCUAGAUCCUUACCUGAAAUACCUGGAUCCAAGAAGCCUCUCCCUGCUGUUCCUCCUACCCCACCACCAUCCACACACAAGCCUCUUCCAAGCAUUCCAGCACCAAGUAUUCCUCCUCCAGAAGUGCCAAUAGAGACCAAGCCCGAGAAAAACGCCGAGCCCCAGAUUCCACCUGAUCAGGAUUACGAAAACAUGUUCUUGGGUAAAUAUGACUGCAGGGCUGAUCGCAAUAAUGAACUGGCCUUCAAACGUGGUGAUAAACUGUACAUCAUUAGCCGAAAGUUUGAUGACAAAAGCUGGUGGGUGGCAGAACUCAAUGGAAAAUUUGGUCUGGUGCCAAAAAAUUAUCUUACCCCCGCUUAUGAACUGGCAAGAUAAAAUGUUUAAGAGAUUCUGACAUUUGAGGAGAAGAAUUUUUUAUUCACAUGUUGUUGAUUUCAUGACUUGUUCUUUGCUUGCUUUAUUUAUAUGUACUUGUGCAAUACUGUUCUAAUAGUCAUUUGAAAUAAUAUGAUAAUAAUGAUUUUUAUGCCCCCCUUCGAAGAAGGGAGGGCAUAUUGCUUUGCUGCUGUCUGUUGGUCAGUCUGUCUGUCUGUCGGUCCACCAACAGUUUCCGUUCAUUUUCUUCGCAGAGGUUGCUCAUAUUGAAAUGAAAUUUUGUAUGGAGAUUUAUCAUAAGAAUAUCUAGGUCAAGUUCUGUUUUGGGUACAAUCAAGCAAUUAUUGACAGAGUUAUGCCCCUUGGACUUAGAAAAAUUCCAAUUAUUUGCAGUUUCCGUUCAUUUUCUUUGCAGAGGUUGCUUAUACUGAAAUGAAAUUUAAUUUACAGAUUUAUCAUAUGAAUAUCUAGGUCAAGUUUUGUUUUGGGUACGAUCAAGCAAUUUUUGACAGAAUUAUGCGCCUUAGACUUUGAAAAAUUCCAAUUAUUUGCAGUUUCCGUUCAUUUUCUUCACAGAGGUUGGACAUAAUGAAAUGAAAUUUUGUUUUACAGAUGUAUCAUAUGAAUAUCUAGAUCAAGUUCUAUCGAGCAAUUUUUGACAGAGUUAUGUCUCUUGGACUUAGAAAAAUUCAAUUAUUUGUGGGGGGGGGGGGGCAUAAGUGUUUCAUAAACAUCUCUUGUUGAAUCAUGUAUCUAUAUACACAAAAAAUAUUUUGUAUAGAUUUUAUCAUUUAAUUAAAAAGUGUGAUUUUUUUGGUUU